Molecule: messenger RNA, 617 nt
Organism: Colletotrichum phormii
Lineage: Eukaryota; Fungi; Ascomycota; Sordariomycetes; Glomerellales; Glomerellaceae
Exons: 1
Coding region: 53-523 (156 amino acids)
Source: RefSeq, a predicted model, not a curated record
UGAAUCAGAUCAGUUAGUUUAGACCCAGGUCAAGUCACAAUCAGCCGAAAAAAUGCAAAGGCAGAUGGGUUUCGUGGGCCGUGGGGUUAGACUUGACUUUACUUUUCUUCUUCUUGUCUUUGCUGGCACGCCGCACGCCGCUGUAUGGGAGGAAAGGGCGGGACCCUCUCGAUCUGGGCCCGGGAUUUGCAGGCGGAAAAUGGGCAGAUGGGAAGGGGGAAGAAGAAGCUUCCUCGCGAGACCCGCACUCAGGAUUCGUUGUCCUGCCUCCUUCCCGAGAGGUACUGGACGACGCGUGUAUCCGAAUGGCGGGAAUACUAAAGGUUCUCAUCAGUACUUUCCAUUCCUUCCAUUCUCUUCAGGCGACCUUACGGAGAAGAUACGUAAGGUAUGGACGGAGGAGUACCAUGCUGCGCUUCUCGACGAGGUGAAAAAAACAGGUUGGCAGGCAGGGCAGGAACGACCUGAAGAGAAAUGUACUUUCCUCCAGUGCCUCCUUCCUGCCACAAGCCGGAAGGUGUGAAAGGUACCUCGCUUCCAACCUGGGGAUUGGGCAAGUCCAUGUCCCCCUUGCAGAUGCCUCAAUGAGUGUGCGUUGCAAACCGACCAGAACAGGA